Prosopis cineraria is the source of this 1911-nucleotide messenger RNA. RefSeq lists its product as uncharacterized. Bases 96 to 1472 code for a protein of 458 amino acids. The transcript has a single exon. NCBI's taxonomy places the organism in Eukaryota, Viridiplantae, Streptophyta, Magnoliopsida, Fabales, Fabaceae. The record is from RefSeq and is a predicted model, not a curated record.
AAUGCUCUCCCACUGUCUUUCUCUACAUCUCCUUUCAAAAUCGAAAGUUCAAACUUUUGAAUCAUCUCCUCCUCCUCCUGUUUAACCCAAACGCCAUGACUGAGGGAGCCACGAAACGACAUCAAUUUCACUUCCCAUUCCUUCUUCUUCACCAAGUUCAGGACUUCAAAAGAUCUGUGCUUGCUAUAUUCUUCUGCUUCCCCACUUCCUGUUUCGCUCUUCUUCUUCUUCUCUUCCUUUUGUGUUACAAUGGGUUCACUGUUUUCUGGGUUCAUGUCCCUUUCUUGGUUAAAUCGCCUUCGAAACCCGUUGUUUUCUCGCCGCUGACGGAACCCAGAGAAGAGUCGGUCCGGCAAUGGUCUGCUUCCCAGUUGAAGCUUUCUUCUUCUGUGUUGUUCGCCACCGACAAGGACGAUUCUGCAACUUUCUCGAAGAUUAAUUUGCCCGCCUUGCAGAAUUCGUCGUUUCCUAUGGAAAAAUUUCUCUUGAACAGAUGGAGACGGAUCAGGAGACACAAGAGGGGUCUAAGAAGUGUCCGCUCAGAAGCUCAGGCCUCGUUGUUUCAGACCAGGAUCAAAGCAUUCUUUGUUGGGAAGAAUUCUUCCUCCUCCUCCUCCUCCUCAUCUUCUUGUAAGAUCAGGUUCUUCAUGACUUGGAUUGCUUCACUGGAAUCAUUCGGUGACAUACAGUUUUCAGCCGUGGAGAGCCUGUUCAAGUCUCACCCAAAAGCUUGCUUGGUGAUAGUCUCCAAAUCCCUGGACUCCCAUGGAGGCUCUCAAAUCCUGAAGCCAUUUUUGACUAAUGGGUUCAGAGUAACAGCAAUGGCCCCGGAUUUUGAUUACAUAUUCAAGGACACUCAUGCAGAAUCAUGGUACAAUGGUUUGAAGGAGGGCAAUGUGAAUCCAGGCGAAAUCUCCUUAGGCCAAAACCUCUCAAACUUGCUCAGGCUUGCUUUGUUGUACAAGUUUGGAGGCAUUUACAUGGACGCAGAUGUCAUAGUGUUGAAGAGUUUCUCGAAACUAAGAAACACCAUUGGAGCACAGAACUUCGAUGCAAAAACUGGGAAAUGGAGCAGAUUGAACAAUGCUUUGCUGAUAUUUGAUAAAAAGCAUCCAUUACUUUCCAAGUUCAUUGAAGAAUUCGCACUCACAUUUGAUGGGAACAAGUGGGGUCAUAAUGGUCCUUACUUGGUCUCUAGAGUUGUCUCGAGGGUCAGUGGAAGACCAGGAUUUAACUUCACUGUUAUGCCACCAUCUGCAUUUUAUCCUGUGGAUUGGAGAAGCAUUGCUCGUCUGUUUCAAAGGCCAAGAGAUGAACUCCAAUCAAAAUGGUUGGUGAAGAAACUAAGACAAAUCAACAAGGACAGUUUUGCAGUGCACCUGUGGAACAAGAGCAGUAGGAAGCUUCAGGUAGAGAAAGGAAGCAUUGUUGAUAGGAUCAUAUCAAGUUGUUGCAUUCUCUGCAACUCAUAGUUCUCAAGUUUGUAAUUGGAAGGUUAUAUUAUAUAGCACUUUUAUUCCUAUAGAAGUUGUCUGCAUUUUAAGUGGAUAUGGACUGAUUGUGACUGGGUUCAUUCCACUAUAGGAUAGAAUAUAGUUGAAAUUAUAGGUUUUUGUCGUAUGUCUUUCAGAAUCUGGAAAGAAUAAGAGGUAAAGGAAGUUAUGUUAUUUCCUUUGUAUCUGGAUUUUGAUGGCAUUUUUGAAUCUGGAAACUGGGAUUUGAUUGGAAUGAUAUUCCAGAAGGGAAUGGAGAAAGCUUAUCUUGACUGUGACAAAUUUAAUUGUGAAAGUGAUCUAUCAGCUUCCCGUCUUAAAAAGAUCACCUACUUUCUUCCCUUCCAUGUGACAGCAAACUCAUUUGUUUUGUGAGGAUAUUCUCUAUUGACUUACGGAUCCGGACAAUGAUUAUUUU